UAAAUGCUGAAUUAAAAAUGUUGAAUAUUGUUAUACGCAAUUAAAUGGAAAGAAUUGUUUCAAGAUACUUAUGCAUUUCUUCUCCGUUUCAUAAAUAUUCGCAGACAAAAAAAAAAAAAUACAUAUGCAACGCGACAAAGUACAAAAUUUUCGAAGAACGAAUACCUUUAUUGCAGAUAUUUCUGUUCACGUUACUGGGCACGAUAUUAUUUGGCAUAGCUGGAAUUCUUUUGUUACUUUCUAACUUUACUUCGUGGUACAUAUUAACGAUAGCGUUUCUUUCGCUUUUCAUGUUCAUUCUCUUUGUGAUCCAAUUAGCACUGAUACUGAUGUAAGUUUCUACGUUUAAUAUUGAAAUUAUAAAGUUUCCAACCCGAUACGUUCCCUUUCUCAGAUUUUGGAAACGUAGCUGUAAUAUCUGCCACCAUUGUCACGCGAAGAGACCAUCAUAUCAGAAUGAAAUGUGUUCCCCCCUAUGCGAAGUAGGUGUGCGCGAAAACAAUUUUCAAAAAACUAUUUUUAUUUUUACAGGAAUUUGUAUAAACUUUAAAAAUAUCUAUCGUCUCUCACGAGAAACCAGACAUUUGCUGCUAAUAUCGUUCACAAAUGUAACAUUCGAUAAAAAAAAAAGAUAAUGACAAUAAUAUAAUAGCAUCUUAAUAUAAAUAAUCAUCCAUCGAUCAAUGUUUACAAUGUUAUAUUAUAUAAUUUAUUUAAUGUAAUUAGUUCGAAGUAAUCUAUGUUCCUGGAGUGUCGCGUUUCUUUUAAGGUGUAUCUCUACAAUCUAGACGGUCAAACAUGACCUAAUGACCAGCGUGAGCCAGAUCGAAUUGCACGACGACGAAGAGGUCGAUCACACUUUCAGAAAAAUUGCACAGGGAUACCGGCGACAAUACAUGGAUUGUUCAACGAGUGUUCAGAAAUUAUGCCACGUGGAUGUUGCCGAUAUUCAAACGGAACAUUAUCCGAUAGUGACAGCAGAAAAUCAGACUUUUCAAGAAAUGAGAGAGAUGGACGUGCAAACAGUGAGCAAGUGUGAGCUAUGCCAUCAACAGAUACAACUUUGCGCAAGUUCUUCAGCUUUGGUCAAGAAUCAAUUUCAAUGCGCAACUUGUCCCGCGUUUAUACAGCUUUUUAAAGGAAUGUCUUGUUCAAAAUGUGUUACAGGUAUGAUGCAUAUGCCACGACAGAACCGGCAACAGCAGACACAGCAACCGAAAUUCGACAAGGAAACGACGAAGGGAAGGAAUCUGUCACAAUCUACGAAGAGAAACAUUUCCAGCGAAAUGUUGACGAGUGGCCAGCAACGAGAUUCGAAAAUAACGGAUUGCUCUUCAAUGAUCACCAAACUCACUCUCGCUUCUUACUGUAUUCCGCCGGAAAAAACUCAUAUAUCGAGUCAAACUGCAUCGAAAAUAAAGAACAACGAAGAAAGAUCGAAGAAAAUGAAGCUGAUCGCGUUGAAAAGAGACAAUAAGAAGAGGAUAAAAAUAAAAGGAUCUCCAUCGAGCAAGACCUCGCAACAAAGCUCUUGUUCUCAGAUAAUCGAAAAUGGAAAUAAGGUGAUCGAGAUCGGAUCCGGAAAUUCGAUAUCUAUCGUAUUGACACCGGGCGAUUCGAGAUCGGUGGAGACCAUCCACAGAAUAGUGAACAUGGGAUGUAAGAACAGUUCCUAUCCAUCCUCCCCCUCCAAUCAAAUGGAGAUUGAGGAACGGUUGCACGAGAUAGAAGAUGGGAAUAAGAGGAGGAUGUUGCAAUGUGUCGAGGCGACGCCGAUCCUCCCGAAUAAAAGAGCACCGAUCGAGAAACAAAUACAGAUCACGGACGAGUGUCGAGAUACGUGCGUGAUGCAUUUGGAACCGACCACGAUUGAUUCAGAAACGACAAAGAAUUCUAGAAACGCGGAGAAGAAUCUUGCAAUGAAACAGCAGCAAAUCAGAAAAGAAAAACUAGAGAAAUUGCAGCAAACUGAAUUGAUAGAUAGACGUGAGAAUAAAACGCAGACUGUAGAUGAUUUCGAAACACAACAACCGAGAAGUAAAAGAACUUACGCGAAAACUCUCCGAAAAAACAAAGUUAAACCCGCCGAUGCAUCAUGUAGCGAUACGAGUAUCACGCUUGUGCCAACGUCUAAUCCCAACUCGACACCUUCCAUCCGUAAAAACAAAAAACUCAGUCUACAGAACAGCGUUUCGUUGCACGAGAAAUACAUUAAUGUUUGCCCAGCUUGUAAAAGGCCGCAGAUACCCGUGAAGGGGCCCGCCUUUCAGUAUUACUCCGUUAAUAAGGAUAAACGAGGACGAUUCUAUUGCGACACUUGUGCACCCCCAGCUUCGGUCAAGGUAUCGUUCAAAAGGACGGAUCAACAACGCUUAAAAUGUUGCACGUGCGGGAAUUAUUUACGUAUAAAGAGCAGUCAGACAACUCGAAAUAAAUCGGACCAUUGUCCACAUUGUGAUGUAUCGUUAUCACGGCAUAUUUCAUCGACGUAAAUUUUUCGAUAAACUCGGCGAGAUAUCAUUAUAUCAUCACACUUAGAUAAUUAAGGAAGAUCCAAUCCAUGUGUACAUAUAAACGAGAAUUUUAUACUAAAUGAUCAUGCGAAAAUAUAACAAACAGUGUAGUAACAAGUAAGUUGAUCUUCGAAAAAUCUGUGAUAUUUAAUCUGUGAUUUUAAUAUAAUUUUCGUUAUUCGUAGAUCGGCGCAAAAUGCUCAAUCACACAACAAAAAAAUGCAUUUUACACAGAACAAAUUAUUAAUCGUAUAAAGUAAUUUUUAAUAUUCCAAAACAUUAUUUAUUUCUUUAAAAAAAAUAAUAAUAAUAAGAGAUCGUUGAUUACACGAAAUAAUUUUUUUUAACAAUGUGUUAUAUCGUCACAGAUGAUUGUAAAAUAUUACAAUGUAUCAUAAAACAGCAAUCCAUCUUAAGAUUAUUUUUAAUGUUUAUAUAAUAAAUUAUAAUUUCGCUCAUGAAA
This is a messenger RNA of Apis cerana (Asiatic honeybee), 2976 nucleotides long. RefSeq lists its product as uncharacterized. Lineage: Eukaryota; Metazoa; Arthropoda; Insecta; Hymenoptera; Apidae. The record is from RefSeq and is a predicted model, not a curated record.